ACGGUGUAGUGUUGGGAGCUGCAGAGGACGAACACAUGGACCUGCCUCCUCAAGAAGACAUCAAGUGUUCGCUGUGUGUCCUCAGUGUCUGUGAGCUGUGAAGGACCGCUGUCUGACAGGAUGGAGGAGCUCUUCCGUCAACACUCUGCACCAGCUGCUCGACGGUUUGUUUGGACUCUGGAAGUUCUGCGCGUCUUUUGACAACAGCCACAACCACACAGUCGGAGGAAUGAUAGACUGGUUGAACGCAGUGACAAACCUCCGUGUGGUUUUAUGAACUAGUUUUGAAACAGCGGCUGCUCAGGAGAUGUGUUCGGUUUCCACGUGGAUUCACCGUCAGCAUCGACGCCUCUGAUUUUUCUGCACAAACCGCGAAGCUGUCAGUGGACUGUGGUAGGAGAAAAGACUGUACACUAUGCGAACCCGAUUUCCAAGUGUUGCUGUUCCCCCCAAACAUGUGCAAAACGCUUCCGCGCGCACACACCGUCCCGCCGACCAACACUAACCGCUGCUGUGGCUCUGAAUCCGGCUGAAACAUGUUUAUCUUGUGGAUCCCGGUGAGUUUAUUCCUCAGCUUCAUCGUUUCUCAGACGUGGAGCAUUCAGAUGUCAUGGGAAAACUGGAACGCCGAGCUGCGCAACCGAGGAAAUGAAUUUGAUAAGCCCAGCUCUCAACCGCACAUCAUUUUUAUCCUGGUGGAUGAUCAAGGCUUCCGGGACGUUGGGUACCACGGCUCAGAGAUCAAAACCCCGACACUGGACCGGCUGGCGGCGCAGGGAGUCAAGCUGGAGAAUUAUUACGUGCAGCCGCUCUGCAGCCCCUCCAGGAGCCAGCUCAUGACCGGCAGGUAUCAGAUCCACACAGGCCUUCAGCACUCCAUCAUCCGAGCUACCCAGCCCAACUGCCUACCCCUGGAAAAUGUCACCCUGCCCCAGAAGCUCAAGCAAGCAGGAUACUCCACCCACAUGGUGGGCAAGUGGCACCUGGGCUUCUACAAGCGUGGUUGUCUGCCCACCCAGCGUGGCUUUGACACUUUCUUUGGCUCUCUGCUAGGAAGCGGGGACUACUACAGUCACUAUAAAUGUGAAGGACCCGGUAUGUGUGGUUAUGAUCUAUAUGAAGGGGAGGAGGCAGCUUGGGAACAGGACCGCGGCUUGUACUCCACUGUGAUGUUUACUAGAAAGGCAGUCAACAUCUUAGCAAAUCACAACCCUCACAGACCUUUGUUUCUCUACUUAGCCUAUCAGGCAGUUCAUUCCCCGCUGCAGGUUCCUGCCCGCUACCUCGAGCGCUACAAGGGCAUUCCAAACUUGCAUAGACGUAAAUAUGCUGCCAUGGUGUCCUGCCUGGACGAAGCCAUCCACAACCUCACGUUAGCGCUAAAACGCUACGGUUAUUAUGACAACACAGUUAUAGUGUACUCCUCUGAUAAUGGGGGCCAGCCGUUAGCUGGUGGAAGCAACUGGCCCCUUAGAGGGAGUAAGGCCACCUAUUGGGAGGGAGGCAUCAGGGCAGUGGGCUUCGUUCACAGUCCCUUGUUGGUGAACAAAGGGACAAAAUGUCGAUCUUUGGUACACAUCACUGACUGGUUCCCCACACUGGUGACACUGGGUGAAGGGACUUUAGACGAAGAUCUAAAUCUGGAUGGGUACGAUGUCUGGGAGGCUAUCAGUGAAGGCCGUCCGUCACCUCGACAGGACAUUCUUCAUAACAUUGACCCAAUCUACAUCAAAGCCAAGAAUGGUUCAUGGAAGGCUGGGUAUGGUUUAUGGAACACAGCCAUCCAAGCUGCACUCCGGGUGGGCCACUGGAAGCUCCUGACAGGUGUUCCUGGCUACAGCGACUGGGUGCCCCCACAGACCUUCUCCAACCAGCGGCUAACCAAUCGCUGGCAUAAUGAGCGCAUCCGUUGGGACCGGGGCAAAUCCAUCUGGCUUUUCAACAUCACAGCCGACCCUUAUGAGAGAGUGGACUUGUCUCAGCGCUACCCACACAUAGUGAAGAAGAUGCUAAUGCGGCUGGCGCAGUACAACAAGACUGCAGUGCCGGUACGCUACCCGUCCAAAGACAUGCGUUCUAACCCUCAGUACAACGGGGGCGUGUGGGGACCCUGGUACAAAGAUGAGCGGGAGAUGCAGGAGGAGGAUGAGAGAUACAAUAAUUUGUUCAAUAACCAUCUUGGAAAAAGAAGGUGGAAAAAGAAAUCAAAGAACAGAAAGCUGAAAAGGAAGGUAGAAUAGUUUACCCCAUUUGUGAAAGACUUCAGUUGCCUUUUCUCAGGGAUUGACACUUCCUGCUUCAGGAU
Molecule: messenger RNA, 2305 nt
Organism: Seriola dumerili (greater amberjack)
Lineage: Eukaryota; Metazoa; Chordata; Actinopteri; Carangiformes; Carangidae
Gene: arsj
Product: arylsulfatase family member J
Exons: 2
Coding region: 537-2240 (567 amino acids)
Source: RefSeq, a predicted model, not a curated record